AUGCCUUCAGCGGAGGGUCCUGCCCCUGCCGCGCACCCAGAGGCCCCUGCUGCUGCCCUCCUGCGGCGCAUGCUGCCGGCGCAUGCCCACCUGUUCGACCUCCGCCUGGUACCUCUGUCGCCUGAUGCGCCCCAUGGUCACUUCCGCGUCGCCACACGCGCGCGCCGCGUGGCUGUCGAGGGCACGUCGCCCGUCGAGCUCGCUUCGGGCGCCCACUGGUGGCUCAAGCACCAUGCCGGCUGCAGCGUCUCGUGGGACGCGACGGGCGGGCCGCAGAUCGACGCAGCCGCGUUCGGCGCUGCUCGCAUGGACGAGCUUGGGGGCGUGGGCAGCGACGAGACCGUGCGGCGCGCGGUGCCCAGCACCUUCUACCAGAAUGUCGUCACUGCCAGCUACUCAUUUGCGUUUUGGGACUGGGACAGGUGGGAGCGCGAGCUCGACUGGAUGGCCCUGCAGGGCGUCAACCUGUCCCUCAUGCCCCUGGGCGCGGAGGCGGCCUGGCAGGCCGCGCUGCAGGAGGAGUUUGGGCUGGCGCCCGACGGGCUGGCCGACUUCUUCCCCGGGCCGGCCUUCCUGGCGUGGGGGCGCAUGGGCAACAUCCAGGGAUGGGGCGGCCCCCUGCCGCCUGAGUACGCAGCCAAGCAGGCCGCCCUGGGGCGCCGCGUCGUGGCGCGCAUGAGGGAGCUCGGCAUCUCGCCCGUCUUCCCGGCGUUUGCUGGCUUUGUGCCCCGCGCGCUGGCCGCGGCGUUCCCUGACGCCCGCGUAGUGCGCAGCAGCAACUGGUGCCACUUCCCGGAGGUGCGGCGGCAGCAGGCCUACUGCUGCCCACUGCUGCUCGACCCCCAGGACCCGCUCUUUGCCCGCGUGGGCGCCGCCGUUGUGCGGCAACUGCGGGCGGCUUUUGGGCCGGAGCCCCCUGGGAGGCGGUCGUACUACAUCGCAGACAGCUUCAACGAGAUGCGCCCCUCCAGCGCCGACCCCUCCUACCUCUCCGCCAUCUCGGCCGCCAUCUACAAGGCCAUGACUUCCGCAGACCCGGGCUGCGUGUGGGUCAUGCAGGCAUGGCUCUUCUUCAGCGACUCGGGGUUCUGGCAGCCGCCGCAGAUCAAGGCCCUGCUGGCUGGUGUCCCUCGCGGCAGCCUGGUGGUGCUGGACCUCUUUGCGGAGGAGCACCCAGUGUGGACCCGCACAGAGGGGUUCUACGGCUACCCCUACAUCUGGUGCAUGCUGCACAACUUUGGGGGCAACAAUGAAAUCUAUGGCGCACUGCCAGCGGUUGCAGAGGGCGUCUCCGCCGCGAUGGCGGCCUCCGCCGCGGCCGCCGCCCGCACAGGCGACCACCACCGCGGCUUUGGGGGCGGCAACCUCGUCGGCGUCGGCAUGGCGCCCGAGGGCAUCGAACAGAACCCCGUGGUCUACGAAUUCAUGGCGGAGAUGGCCUACGAAGGCCGCGCCGCCCGCCUGGCCUCAUCCGGGGCCGCCAGCGCGGCCCCUGGCUCGGCGGCCGGCGCGGAUCGCGAGGCGGCGGCAGCCGCAGGGGCGGGUUGGGCGCUGGAUGGGGGCCGCCGCGCGUACGACGUCUGGAUGGAGUCGUACGCGCUGCGGCGCUACGCGGCCGCGGGGCGCGCCGGACCGUCGGCCGCGGCCGCGCUGCGGCGUGCGUGGCGGCGGCUGGGGCGUGGCGCGUACGCGUGCAGGGACACCGUCCACAACACGGUGUGUGACGUCCCGACGAGCCGCCCCGGCCUCUGCCGCGCAGAGAUCCUCGGCUGGGGCCUCGCCCCCCACUCCUGGUACCCGCUGUCGGAGCUGCGCGCCGCCCUCGGGGACCUGCUGGCGGCAGCUUCCGCGCACCCGGACCUGGCGGGAAGCUGCGCGUUCAGGUACGACGUCGUCGACGCGGCGCGGGAGCUCAUGUCAAAGGCGUCGGGCUGGCUGUGGGCCGCGGCGGCGGGCGCGUACGCGCGGCGGGACGCGGGGCUGCUGGCGGGCGCGGGCGCGGCGCUGGGGGCGCUGCUGGACGACAUGGAGCGCCUGCUGGCCUCCCACGAGGGCUUCAUGCUGGGGCCGGCGCUCGCGCGGGCGCGCGCCUUCGCGGGGCCGGGUGACGGGGACGGCGGCUGUACCAAGGCGGCGGAGCGGCGGCGGCAGCUGGAGCGGCUGUACGAGUGGAACCUGAGGACUCAGCCUGGGGCUAAGGAGGGUGGUGCUGCCUGCAUAAAGGGACGCGCGCAGUGA
This is a messenger RNA of Monoraphidium neglectum, 2238 nucleotides long. RefSeq names its product alpha-N-acetylglucosaminidase. The transcript has 11 exons. Lineage: Eukaryota; Viridiplantae; Chlorophyta; Chlorophyceae; Sphaeropleales; Selenastraceae. The record is from RefSeq and is a predicted model, not a curated record. The coding region runs from base 1 to 2238 and encodes 745 amino acids.